CGCCGCCGCCGCCACAGCCAAGAUGGCGGCCGCGCACGUGACCCGGGGCAGCCGCACUUCCGGUUCCUGGGCCGACGGGGCGGAAGCGAAGGGAGACGCAAUCUGUCGUCGAUGUUAGUCGGUCCCUUCGCUACUAACGUUCUGGGAUGAAGCGCUAAAAUCAUGGUGAAAUGUUGCUCGGCCAUUGGAUGUGCUUCUCGCUGUUUGCCCAAUUCCAAGUUAAAGGGAUUGACAUUUCACGUAUUCCCCACAGAUGAAAAUGUCAAAAGAAAAUGGGUAUUAGCAAUGAAAAGACUUGAUGUGAAUGCUGCAGGCAUUUGGGAGCCUAAAAAAGGAGAUGUAUUAUGUUCAAGGCACUUUAAGAAGACAGACUUUGACAGAAGUACUCCAAAUAUUAAAUUAAAACCUGGAGUCGUACCUUCUGUCUUUGAUGUCCCGUCUCACUUACAGGAAAAAAGAGAAAAGCUUCAUUGUAGAAAAAACUUCACCCUCAAAACCAUCCCAGUGACAAACCACCAGCUUGUCGCUUCCACUUGUAGUGAAGAAUUCCAGUCUCAGUUCAUUUUUGAACAUAGCUACAGUGUAAUGGACAGUCCAAAGAAACUUAAGCAUAAAUUAGAUCAUGUGAUCAGCGAGCUAGAGGAUACCAAGCAAAGUCUGCGGAAUGUCUUAGACCGAGAAAAACGUUUCCAAAAAUCGUUGAGGAAGACAAUCAGGGAAUUAAAGGAUGAAUGUCUCAUCAGCCAAGAAACAGCAAAUAGGCUGGAAGCUUUCUGUUGGGAAUGUUGUCAGGAGAGCGUAGAACGAGACUAUAUUUCAUGAAAUAAUUUCAUGUUCUACUUAAAAUUGACAUUGGCACCGCUUUUUACAAAAUAGUUUACCAUUAUUAAAUAAUACCCACCAUUUAGAGAGCUUCUUUGGAUUCUCUGCAGCAUUGUGCGCUAUAGAUUGUUAUCCAAAGACUUCUGAAACAUGCAAAUACUUGUGCUAGUUAUCAUGUCCUCGUAUGACUUGUAACAAUUAUGUUUUUUUAGACCUAACUAGUGCCAGGUUACUCUUUUAAAGUGUUAAAAACUCAAGAAAACUCCAGAGGAGUAAGAAAAUGGUAUCAAAUCAGCCACAUAAAAGCUUUGCUAGUAAGAACUAGAAACCUGCAGCAUGGUAUUUUUCACUUCUGAGGAGGACCUUUAUUUAUGUAGGCUUCACGGUAAGUAUGCUGGGUUGUACUUUAAUUGUAUUUUACUCUAAGUAGAAUUCAUUUGUAGCACAUAUCUGUUUGACAGCCAGUCCAAGAGGCUUUGUUACCAAAAAUACCAAAAGGCCGUUUUCUGAGGCAUGCCAUAGUACUAAUCCUGAGAGCAGCAUAUGAUGCAGAUCUGUUGACUUGAAAAGAUUCUUGAUGAGGCCGUGAUUUUCCAGGAUAGCACAUCCUUCCUUCUCACUAGGCCCACAUAGCAUUAACAUUUUUCAGGGCAUAAAUUUGAUUUCUUUUUCUUUGUUUGGGGAGCCACACCUGGCAAUUCUCCAGUUACUCCUAGAUCUCCACUCAGGAAUUACUCCUUGCUUGAGGGACCAUGUGGGAUUUCCGGAAUUGAACCUGGGUCAGCUGCAUACAAGGCAAGCACCUCAAACCCCUGUACUAUCACUCCUGCCCAUAAAUUUGAUAUCUACAUGGUUAUCUGCUCUGACAGUUCUUCUGAAAAUUUUGCUUCAUGACUGUUAUUUAUGUUUUUAAAAUCCAAAUGUCAGUACUAGAUGAAUAAUACUAAAGCUGUUCUGUAUUUUAUAGAAAGUAAUAUUGAUGAUAUUUUUUUAAAUGAAAAAUAUAGAAGAAACCAUUAAAAAGCAAUGAUGCAGCUCUUCCAGUUGAAAUCAGAAUUGGAGAAAGGAUUAUAAUGUUCUUUUUUAGGAAUGUACAAGAGUUACUUUAAUUAGGACUGUUCAGGGGUUUUUAUUUAAAUAGGUAGGUAAGAAAAAAAGCUUUAACAUAGCUUCUCGAUGAAUAUAGAAGAAUGACAGUUACUUUUUUUACUGUUCCAAGUUUCAGAAAUUUAGCUUUUCUUAUAAUUUCUUAGCAAAAACAACUGAAAUUAAGUCAUAAAUAUUGUAGAUUGAAAUACAGCUUACAGGCCCAGGUUAGAGAUGUAGCAGAGUGGUGGUGCUCAUGCAUGACAUGGAUGAACCCUGGAUUUGUGCCCCGACACCUGCCCCAAAUUACUAUCUGAAAGCCAGAUUCUGCUUUGAGAACACCAUGCAUUUACAAACCUCAGUCAGACUUCUAUGCUAUAGUAGUUUUAACUUGAUUAUCAGUUGUUUGGGUUUCAGUGUUUUAACUAGAAAUGAAUUGAAUUUUGUGCUUAAAUAUUUAUUGUAAUUUUGUUUUAAUAUCAGUUAGGUUAUGGUUACUUGAAUUUUUUUUAUAUAUUUAAGAAUUUUCUAUUUUAUGCAUGUUAUAUUUUCAUGUAAUAUUCCAAACAUUUUUUAAGUGGGAUACUACAUUUGAGUGAACAACAUUAUACUAAGAAGAAAUCAUUGCGGUCAUAUCUUUUCAUUACCUUAAAGAAAUAUUGAUUAGUUAGCAUUAUUUAUUUUACUUAUUUAAUUUUUAAUUCAUAGUGAGACUCUGAAUAGGAAGUUUGGAUAUAAUGUUAGGUUUCCUAGAGACUGCUUUUCUCUGUUCUUGAGCAUAAAACUUAGUCAGCAGUGGACGAAAAUAAGAGGAUAGAUCUCAACACCGUAUGUCCAAAUUCUAUCUAAAUACUAACUUUGUAGAAUAAAUCAAACCUAGGAGAUCUUUUCUGGAGUCAGGUCUCAAUUUUUGCCACUGGCAGAACUGCUACAUUUACUUUUAUUACUGGUGUUCAAGAACUCAGUUCUUGUCCUUUUCAUUGGUCCUGGUAUCACAUAAAGAUCUAUAACUGCAGGCAAAAUAUUGGUAUCAAGAACCCAGUUCUACAGAUUUGUUCUUCAUUCUUAAGAAGAAAUUAAGAUUUUGAAUAGAUGUUUGAAAUAAAUUAGGUCCUCCCUUCUGCCACCCCUAACAACUUCCUGAACACAAUGUUUACCUCAUACCUUUGUUCCCAAGAGAUUCACACACACAAAAACAAUCACUCCUCUAUCCAGAGGGCCCUCAAGCAACUAAUGCUCAUCUGAAGGUUUCUCUUUGUAAAGUGUCCUAUAGACACUGGGCUCAGCACUCACUAGGUACGACGGAUUUGACAUGGCAUUUUCUCCAGAAUAGUUUUAAAUCUUUGGAAAUUGACUUUGGUUGCUAAAGAUAAUCAGAUGUAUACUUUAGUCUUUAAUUUGAGAAAUUAAAUGAAUUAAAAUGUAUUAAAGUAAUUUAAACAGUAAAAUUAGUAUAAGAAUAAGGGAUGAAGAAUCCUUCAUAUAUAUAUUUGACCAAUGAAAACUUUUUCCAGUAAUGUGCUUUCUGUGGUUUUGAUACAUUCAGUUACUCAAUAAAGUGAGAAAAGAAAAAUGGA
Messenger RNA from Sorex araneus (European shrew), 3485 nucleotides. RefSeq names its product THAP domain containing 6 (gene THAP6). NCBI's taxonomy places the organism in Eukaryota, Metazoa, Chordata, Mammalia, Eulipotyphla, Soricidae. The record is from RefSeq and is a predicted model, not a curated record. The coding region runs from base 163 to 822 and encodes 219 amino acids. The transcript has 5 exons.